GCCGAGCCCGGGGCAGCAGCUGUGGGGAGGCACCUUCCGGCAACGGGGGACCCGAGCGCGGUGAGCCCGUGAGCGCCUCGCGGCUCCGCCACAACAGUCGCGCCUGCGUCGCGGGGUGGGACGUGACGUCAGGCUCGCUCCAGGGACGCUCCUGCGGCGUGCCCAAGCCACUCUGCAUUUCGGUGAAGCUGGGGAUUCGGACAAAGUAGAAAUGAGGAAAAAGGAAAUCAUCCUCUAACUCGAGUGACUUAAACGGAAAUACAAGCAGUUUUGACAGUUGUUUACCGACUACAAGGAAAAGAGCAGAGGCACUGCCUCUCUCGCCUCCGAGGUCGCCUCUGGCCUAUCACGCGCCGCGCCUAGCGCGGUUCCCGCCCCCAAAGUCCCCUCCGGCCUAUCUCGAAGUGUGCCCCACGCAGGGCCCGCCCCCGUCCGGAGUGUUGCCCUCAGUCGGCCUAUCCUACCCCGUGUGCGCAGGACACCGCCCUCUCGCAGCCCUGGCGCGCCCACACGACCCCUGGCAUUUUCCCGCGCUGCGUGCGAGCACCGCCCCCGAUAUCUCUCCUGGCCUAUCCUGCGCCUUGCUGUGCACGAACCCCGCCUCUGCCCUCGCCCUCGGCCUAUCCCGCGCGGCGCUGAAUACGAGCCCUGCCCCCUUCCUGCGCGGGGGUUGGCGCUCGUCUGAGACGUCAUUAGCGCGGCGAGGCGCGGACGCGGAGUUUCCCGGGGCCCGCGGCUAUGCCCAAGCGGGCCAGCCCCUUCGGGGACGCGGCCCCGCUGCAGCUGAAGGUUCGCGUGGGCUGGAAGGAGCUGGGGCGCGGCGUGUGCGCCGAGCGUUACUCGCGGGAGAUCUUCGAGAGGACCAGACAGCUCCUUUUUCGUGGGGCCCAGGCCUACACGCACCACGUGUGGGAGGAAAGCUGUGCCGUCGUUGACCUGCCUGAGUCCCCGAAGCCUGGCCCCACGGAAGCCCCUCGGGCCACACUUGGACAGAUGCUGAUUGGACCAGACGGCCGGCUGACCAGGAGGAGAGCCGAGGCUUGUGAAGCCGACGUGUCUGGGACGGUGUCCAGAGCCUGCUCCUCAUGUGUGCGAGCUGUGGACGGGACGGCGGCGUGCAGCCAGUGUGAGCGUGCCUUGUGCGGGCGCUGCGUGCGCACCUGCAGGGGCUGCGGGGCCUCGGCCUGCGCCCUGUGCACCCUCGUGGACUGCGGUGACGACCACGAGGAAGUGCUCUGUGCCGGCUGUGCUGUGUUCGAAGCCUGAGGGGGCUGGAGGGGCCGCCGAGCCUGGACAGCCUUACUGGUGCCUGCGCAGAGGGAGUGGGGGGGGCUUGCUUUUUGAUAUUUGUGCUCCUAGAGACAGACUGAAUAAACCCUGUAUAUUUGGAUAAGA
Molecule: messenger RNA, 1395 nt
Organism: Artibeus jamaicensis (Jamaican fruit-eating bat)
Lineage: Eukaryota; Metazoa; Chordata; Mammalia; Chiroptera; Phyllostomidae
Gene: SIVA1
Product: SIVA1 apoptosis inducing factor
Exons: 4
Coding region: 739-1266 (175 amino acids)
Biological process (GO): extrinsic apoptotic signaling pathway
Molecular function (GO): CD27 receptor binding
Source: RefSeq, a predicted model, not a curated record